AUGGCCACCAGGUUGAGACCCAGCCGUCAUACCAUCCAUAUGCUCCUCAAAUCCCAGCGGAAGCUCAAAGAAUUGAACUUCCGCAUCAGGCCCGACGAGGCCUUCACGGGCAAGGGGCCACUUUCUCUCCACACAGCUGGUCCUUCGAUGGAGCCUCCCCUGAAAGACCUCACUGGACUAGCUGUAUAUGUUCAUUGCCAUCCGAAGGUUGCGAAAAACUCUUUUGAGUACUACCGCAAACUUCUCACAUACGUUCCCAAGCUGCAGACCCUGUCCAUAGUGGGCACGCUCUUUGACGAUCGUCCACUCGACCGGUUGGACAUGCAACACGUCCUACAGCAUGACAUAAAAGAGCCGAUUCUGACAAGUCUCACUACCCUCCGUCUGAAGCUUAUCGACCUUGGAAUGAGCCACAAGGCGAUUUUCAGGAACAUGAACUUUGCUAACCUUCGCACAUUGUCACUGAUUGGCUGCAAUGACAUGGCCCCCUUCUUAGAUAACCUCCUGGUACAACGCGCCAACAGUGACGGCAGGUAUCUUUCCCAUCUUUCCGAUCUGGAGAUCUUCUUCCCUCUCCAUUCACCCCAUCCCUACAGCGACAUCCAGGCUGUCCAACACUUCCUCGAGACUGGUCCCAAGCUUGACAAGCUCACCUUGGACGUGUCGCGCCAUGCCUUGAUAAACAAAGACGCUAUCAUCGCUCAGUCUAAGCUUAAGUCACUCGAACUGGGUACCGGUGAGGAGAGGGGAGGGCGCUCAUUUGCCGUGGAAGACGUCAAAGCGAUUCUAAACGCUUGCACAGAGCUCGCAGACGUCGCCAUUAAUCUCCCUGACGUGAGCCUAGGACCCCUUAUCGAUCUAGCUCAUGACUUCAGACUGGGAAGACCCCAAAACUGUCUCACACAUGUAGAGACCGAGUUCGAAGCCAUGCUCGCCGUACUCGCCCAGCACACCCCGCUUCACACCCUCCGCAUGUUGAACCUCCCAAAUUUCGGAGAGAUCGAGAUAGCACACAACCCCGACUCACUCAGCGCCUCAGAACACCGAUUAGCCCGCGUCCUGUACCAGAAUUUCGCAACGGAGAUCAUGCGCUUCAUGGCGAAAUGCGGUACCGCACCCUUAUUCUUCGACACCCGGCCUAGCAUCACUUAUCAAAUAUUCGAUGAGUGCCUAUGGCCUGCAUAUUUGUUCAACAAAGGUUAUGUGUGCGAUGCGAGAGGAAAGAGGGAGUUGAUGGCGGUGCAUACAGAUAGAUAUCCGCAGGAUGAUAAAGAGUCGCUUGUGAUGCGUAUGGCGGGGUCGAGUAUUUGA
This is a messenger RNA of Alternaria triticimaculans, 1311 nucleotides long. RefSeq lists its product as uncharacterized. The coding region runs from base 1 to 1311 and encodes 436 amino acids. NCBI's taxonomy places the organism in Eukaryota, Fungi, Ascomycota, Dothideomycetes, Pleosporales, Pleosporaceae. The record is from RefSeq and is a predicted model, not a curated record. The transcript is spliced from 2 exons.